UUCCUUUUUAAUAAAAAAUAAAACCUCUUUCCCUAAGGCCUCUCAUUCCCAAUCCCAAAAUAAACCCACUGCCGCCGCUCUGCUGCAUUUUUCUCAGGAACCCCUCUCGCCAUUUCUCCCUCUCAUUUUAUCUGUAAUACUCUCUCUCUCCUCCAUCAAUUCAAUAUUAUUAGCAGCUUGCUGUGAAGAGAGAGUAAGAUGGGGAGGAGGAUAUUGAACGAUGCCUUGAGGGCAAUAGUGAACGCAGAGAGGAGAAGUAAAUCUACCGUGGAGUUACAGCCCAUUUCUACUGUCAUGUCUUCUUUUCUUAAGAUCAUGAAAGACAGGGGAUAUAUAAAAAACUUUCAUGUUUACGAUCCACACAGAGUGGGAAGGAUAACUGUUGAAUUACAAGGCAGGGUUACUGAUUGUCGAGCUCUCACUUACAGGCAAGACAUUAAGGCAAAGGAUAUAGAAGCUUACAGGUUGCGGAACCUUCCUACACGCCAGUGGGGUUAUGUUGUGAUCACAACUCCGGAUGGUAUAUUGGACCAUGAAGAGGCUAUCAGUCGGAAUGUGGGAGGUCAGGUUCUUGGUUAUUUUCACUAGAUGUGUCUUCUGUGUCAUCUUUUCAGAUUGUGAGAACUUGGAAGCACAGAAGGACCAUGAUGGUUCUUGUUUUCUUUUCUUUUUAUGAAGGGUAAAUUAACUUUCAAUUGAAGCCCGUCUCUCCUCUCUCUUUUAAAUGAAAUGAGUUAACUUUGGCUAUAUCAAUUAUCAAAAGUAACAGUCAAUGGCUCCUUUAUCAUGUCGUCAAGUUCAGACUUUGCGACGCCU
Molecule: messenger RNA, 816 nt
Organism: Populus euphratica (Euphrates poplar)
Lineage: Eukaryota; Viridiplantae; Streptophyta; Magnoliopsida; Malpighiales; Salicaceae
Product: 40S ribosomal protein S15a-5-like
Exons: 2
Coding region: 199-588 (129 amino acids)
Biological process (GO): translation
Cellular component (GO): ribosome
Molecular function (GO): structural constituent of ribosome
Source: RefSeq, a predicted model, not a curated record